Messenger RNA from Zingiber officinale, 498 nucleotides. RefSeq names its product extensin-like. The transcript has 2 exons. The record is from RefSeq and is a predicted model, not a curated record. Bases 1 to 498 code for a protein of 165 amino acids. NCBI's taxonomy places the organism in Eukaryota, Viridiplantae, Streptophyta, Magnoliopsida, Zingiberales, Zingiberaceae.
AUGGCCAACUACCCACCUCCACAGCAUUACUCAGGCCAUCCACCUUCGAGCUCCAGUAUGCCGCCUCAGGGUUACGAGCCUCCCGCGGAUGAUGAUGAGUUUCCUCAUUCCACCGAGGUCGCUGCUCGCCGCCACCCGCGGCCGCCGCUCGCCGCCACCCGGGCCGCCGCCUGCAGCCGGCGACCACCGCCGGCCACCACCACAGGCGACCACCGCCGUCGCCGGCGACCACCGCCGGCCGUCGCCGACCACCACUUCCGGCCAUCGCCGCCGACCACCGCCGGACGUCGCCGGGGGCCACCGCCGGACGUCGCCGGCGACCACCGCCGGACGUCGCCGGCGGUGGCCACCGCUAACGCCCACCGCCGGCAGCCGGCCGACGACUACCGGCGACCACAGCCGGUCGCCACCGGCGACCACUAUCGGCAACCACCGCCGCCGUCGCCGGCGACGACUGGUUGUUACAAGCUCCGACGGAGGUACAGCGGUCGUCGGUAG